AUGACCCCCAUUUUAUUUUUCCCUAAACUGAGAAGAAAAGACGUGUAAACAUCAAGGUCUGUUGUUUGUGAUUUGGUUCCUUUACCCCAGGUGUGACGGAUGCAUCCAUAUCGGUAGAGGGGUUCCAGAGUGACAGCUCUUCUUCCACGGUGGUGCUGUCAGACGGCGAGGAUUUAAGGGAACAUAGCGAGACUGCAGCUGAGCGGCCGAGUUCACAGGAAUGUGACGCUAAGCCCCAGAAGGAAGAGCAACAGGCACCGAUGAGCCCCACAUGUGCAAAGGACCGUGACGCUCUGCAAACUGGGCAACUUGUCAAAGAGCUGCAACAAACGCAAAGAGAACUGUCACGAAUCCAGCAACUAAACACAAAUCUGCAGGACAAGCUACAACAGGAGAGAGAGAUUAAUUCAGGGAAACUUCUUUGUUUACAGAAAGACACCAUCUCGUCACCGGAGCAAGCCUUAACUUUCCAGCAGCUCCAGAGGAUAAACCACAACCUCCGCAAGGAGAUUGACGAGCUGAAGAGGAGUCACGAGGAAGCCAGGGAGGCAGAGCUCCGGCGAAGAGUCGACCUCCUGGCCCAGCAGGCCCAGCUGCUGGUUACGGGGGACGCCACGGCGCUCGCUCAAAUGCAUCUGGAGCAGGAUCGCCAGCGGUUCCUGGCGCAGCAGAAGGAGUGGGAGCACCGCACGGCCUCCCUGCAGGCCCAGCUGAACGCCAGUGAAGAAAAGAGGAGGGAGACGGAGUCCCAGGUGGCCCAGCUGCAGCAGGAGCUGCAGAGCCAGCAGAGCCUCCAGCAGGAGGCCGAACAGCUGCAGAAACACCUCCGGGAGAUGUCGGCUCAGCUCCGCGCCUACGAGGACGCCCAGGCGGAGAAAGAGGCCCGGCUGCAGAAGCACCUGUUGCUCCUCCAGGCGAGUCAGGAGAGAGAAAGGAGGAGCCUGGCUGCCAGCCUGGCCCAGGCCGAGCAACACUCCCAGGACCUGCGGGACAAACUGGAAAGGGCCGAGCAGCAGCUGGAGAGCCUGACCAAGACGAAGACGUGGACCAGACAGAUCGAAGAGGCGCAGCAGCAACUGCAGGAGGAGUUGGCACGCACCGUCUCAGCCGUGCAGCGCCUGCAGGAGGAACGGGAGCAGCUGGACCAUCGCUGUCAGGAGCUGCAGAGCCAGCUGGCGGAGGCGGACAGGGAGGCGGGCAUGCUGCAGGACCGGCUGAAAACAGAAGAAACCCACUACUACAACCUGGAGCACGCAUACGAGAGGGUCUCUGAGGAGCUGCAGGUGGCACUGGGCAAGGUGCAGCAGAGGGAGACGGAGGCACAGGACAUACGGGAGGGCUAUGAGAGACUGCUGGACAGGAAGGAGCAGGAGCUGAGUGAGGUUCUGCUGAAGAUGGAGGUCUUGGGUAACAGCUUAGAGGAGACAGAAGUGAAAUUGAACCAAGUGACCAGACUUCGCGCCUGUCCUCCUCCUCAGCUGGGGGACAAAGACACACAACCUACUCUCGAGCCUUCGAGCUCUCCGUUCGCGAAGGUCUUCCAAGGGAACAGCGGCGACUCCCUGGAGCACGUGAGGAGCCGGUCUCGCUCAGUGGACGCGUCGUCCCACUGCCUCACGGCUGCAGGAGAAGAUCCCGAAAAAAUCAUGUCCGUGAUCCAGCUGCUGGAAACUAAGCUCUUCGUCACCGAGGAGAAACUGAGAGACAUCACUCAGCGACUGGAGGAGCAGCAGGGUCACGUCAGCUGCCAGGACCCCCACCUGUGCUCCCAGCUGACCCAGAGCCGGGCCGUGGCCCAGCACCUCAGCCUGCUGCUCCACAGCCAGGCCAAGCAGAGCCAGCGCUUUGCCCAGGAGACGGAGGCCCGCUGCAGGAUGCUCGUCGGCAGGUUUCAGGUGGCCCUGAACGUCGUCCAAGCCUGCAGGGAGAGGCUCCAGUCAGCCGCCGUCGACGUCCCCGACAUCGAGGCCCAGCUGGCCGGGGUCGCCGGCUGCCUUCAGCAGGGGGAGAGAGACGCGGAGAGACUCCAGCAGGAGUCGCGCAACGCGAGCAAAGACGGGGGCAGGAUCCUCAGCGACGAGAAACUAGCUGGAGCUGAGAGAGACAUCGCUUCCAAAUUCACCAGCACCCAUCCGUCGCACGGCGUGCCGGACGUCGGGAAGUACUUGAUCAAGGAGCUGUUCGUCGUAGAGAAGAUGCUGUCUGUCCUGCAGAACCAAAAUGGCAUUUGCGAGCUGUCCGCAGAGGUCAGAAGAGAGGACAAAGGUGAUUUGGUCCAUAGUUACCAAAGCGUGAUCGCCCAAAUCCUGAGCCUAAGAGCCGAAGGAAGGAUGGAGCCUGGGAGGGGCGGUUGCGACGGCGGUCAGCUUCUGGAGAACGUGAUUGGACGGUUCUGUGCCGAAGCCGAGCUCGUUUACGCUGCUCUAAAACUUCAGCAGCAGAGCGAGACCGGAGGAAGCAGUCCGGGUCAAAGGGAAGGCCUGGCAGAGAUCAGCCCCUCCGAGUUGUCUCCUUACGACGAGCAAGAUAAGGAUUCAGGCGAAGCGGCAAAACAAAGCACAAAGAAGAGACUCGAGGAGGGGCGCAAGAGAGAGAAGAGAGGUUUGUCGGAGCAAAUCAUGUCUCGGCUGCAGAAGAGGGCCAGAUUCCUGUGCCAGGUGUGCCAGGAGCUCCCUGCUCUCCACACACAGGUCCAGGAAUGCAUGAACCACAGCGGGGACCACGUUUCUGCAUCUGAUCUGAUUUUUUUCCAGGAGCAGGUGAAGUUGAUUUAUUUGUCUGACAGGCUUUAUUUAGACAUAGAACAGUUUCAGCAAAGCACUCCCCUAGAACGCUGCAAGGAGCAGGAGCUCUGCCGUGCCAUGGAGGAGCGGGAGGUUUUGAACGAAGCCCUGAACCAGCUUCAAGAGGACAACAGCGCCCUGAGGGAGGAGCUGGAGCAGGCGGAGCAGAAGAUAAUGUCAGUCGAGAGCGGGAACCAAAGACUCCUGGAAGACAUGCAGAAAGUCGAGGAUUAUCACAAGGAGCGGAUCCAGCAACUCGAGGCAGAGUUUCAAGAGAAAAUAAAGGAGCUGCAGCAGAUCCACGAGGAGGAGAUGAAGCAGUUGCACGGCUACUACUCCACAUCGUGUGUUUCUAAAGAGGGACAGAACAAAUUCUGUACAGAGGCGGUUCCUCCUUUAACGGACGGGGACUCCUCUCUGCCUGACCAGGCCGCCGCAAAGGAGGCCAAAGCCGUAGAAGCUGAUGGAGCCGCCAUGAGGGAAGCUUACCUGAAGGAUCUGGAAAAGCUGCAGGCUUCAUGCGAUCUUGGCCUUUCUGCAAUGGAGGAAAUGCACAGGAAGGUGAUACAGGACCUCCAGCAGGAGCAUCAGAAGCAGGUAGCUGAACUCCUGAAGGAGAAGGACCAGCUCCUGCAGGAGGAGACAGCUGCUACCAUGUCGGCCAUCGUCGCAAUGCGGCGAGCCCAUAAAAAGGAGCUGGAGAGAAGCAGACAAACUCAGCAGAUGAGGGAGAGCGCCGACAUCACUGGACUCCACCUGGAAUAUGAGAAGGAGAUCCAAUUAUUGCAGAGGGAGCUGGAGGCGUUGUCGGAUCAGCACACGCAGAAAUGCCUGGAAAACUCUCAGCUGAGCCAGGAGCUGCGGAGCGAGAGGGAGUCGGCGAUGCAGCACCAGAAAGAAAACCAGGAGCUCAAAGAGAAGCAGAGAGAGCCAGAAGAAAUGUCUGAGCCUCCAGGAAACCAAGCACAGGUCAACAGCCUCUACCAGGUGGAAAUGACUCUGAGGACAAAGGAGGCGGAGACGCAGCAUCUCAGACAGGAGGUUCUCUCUCUCAGAGAGGACUUACAGAUCGCUCGAAUGGACAAAGUUUAUGCAGAGAAUAAACUGAAGGCACUCCAUCCUAACAACCACGAAGCCAAGUUUGCCACCUGGUCUCCAAGCAGAGAAACGCCAGCCGGACGCCAUGUUGACGAUUCUGUGACGAACAACCCUGCUGUCAGAAAGAAAGAGAAAUCAUCCUUUCUGCGUCAGAUACGAGGAUUCAGAUCAAGGAGUCUAAAAGACGGCCAUUCUAUCCAAGAAAGGAUGAAGUCGUUUGAGUCGUCCUGAUUAACAGGAGGUGAACUGACUCCACGAGAAACCUGCUCGAUGUCUGGGAUUUUGUGCAUAAAGAGACAUUUUUGUUGCUGUUCAGUGGACAUUAUGUUCAAGAUCCUCCGUUUACUGUGAUUUGUUCAUUUGGAGUAUGACUUGAAGGCUUGACCGCUAGAGGGAGCAAGAAGCAGUCUUUUUUUAUAUUUAAAGAUGCACUGCUGGCAAACGCCAGCUCUGUCAGGUUAAAAUUGUGCUGUAUUUACAGUAUGUUGGGUUACAGGUUCUAGUAUUUCACAUGGAUUUUGUAAAUUGUAGACUUACCGCUGAUGUUUUCAUUAAAAUGGUUUAUUGCA
Molecule: messenger RNA, 4450 nt
Organism: Fundulus heteroclitus (mummichog)
Lineage: Eukaryota; Metazoa; Chordata; Actinopteri; Cyprinodontiformes; Fundulidae
Product: trichohyalin
Exons: 11
Coding region: 261-4112 (1283 amino acids)
Biological process (GO): actin filament organization
Cellular component (GO): actin cytoskeleton
Molecular function (GO): actin filament binding
Source: RefSeq, a predicted model, not a curated record